GGUGCUCGUGCGGGUGACUGUAAAACCUGAAACUUGUAUCCUGUAUAAAAACUCACCUGGACCGCAAGCCAGGCUUUGGCGCCAAGAACCGAGGGUGUCUUCAAAAAGGAAAGGUACAAUCAAACGAACUUAGGAGCGGGGAUCGGCUGGGACGGUUCAUUUCAACGCAGUGACGUCAGGACAGAAAGUUACGGUGACAGGACGAUUUUGAAGAAAGAGGAGUGCCGUGGAGAAAGCAAUGGCUUCAGGAAGCCAUAGGAGUUCAGAGAGCACCGUGAGCCGGGCCAAUCGGGAUCAGCUUGUCCCAAAGAUAAACACAAGCAAGACAAUGGCCACCUUAGUGAACCUCCCUCGCCUCUUGGAAAUGCCCCCGCAGAUUAAGAAAAACUGUGGAGGCAAACGGGUAGACAUCACAGUUGAAAGAAUCAAAAGAGCGAAGAGCGUCAAAGAAAAACAAAGCAAUGAUUUCGAGAAAGUGGGCUUUAAACGGAAGGCAGAAGGGGAAGAAAAGCCCACCGGAAAGAAAGAGGCAAAGACAACCGAAUCUGACAACCAAUUAAUCAUCACGCCUCUGCCUCACAUCCCCUUAAAGAACAUAAUGGAUGUGGAAAUGAAGUUGGUCUACAUUGACGAAGAACAUGUGAGCUAUGAGUUUGCUGAGCCCUGCGUGUCCACGGGGAUCCAGCCAACCUGCCGCGCUGCUGAAAUAGUAGGCCCUUUGAGUGUACCUAAUUUCAGCCUUCCGCCUCAGAUGGACAAAUGGCUUCAGGUAGCCUUAAAGGAUGCCAGCGCCUGCUAUCGACAAAAGAAAUAUGGCGUUGCAGCAGGACAGUUCCGAACUGCACUUGAGCUUUGCAGCAAAGGAGCAGUUUUGGGCAAACCAUUUGAAGCAUCUGCAGGAGAUAUAGCCAGUGUGGCCAGUUUCAUUGAGACAAAGCUUGUUACCUGCUACCUGCGAAUGAGGAAGCCUGACCUUGCUCUGAAUCAUGCACACAGGAGCAUUGUUUUAAAUCCAGCCUAUUUCCGAAAUCAUCUUCGUCAGGCAACAGUGUUUAGAUGCCUGGAGAGAUAUUCAGAAGCUGCCAGGAGUGCCAUGAUCGCUGACUACAUGUUCUGGCUCUGUGGAGGAAGUGAGCAGUGUAUAAGCAAGCUCAUCAAACUGUAUUGGCAGGCCAUGAUUGAAGAAGCUAUCACCAGAGCUGAGUCUUUCUCGGUGAUGUACACACCAUUUGCAACAACAAUCAGAGAGGAUAAAAUAGAAAAAGUAAAAGAAGUUUUCACAAAAACGCACCCUGCGUAUAUGGAUUAUAUCUACACAGAUCUUCAAGGACCCCACGUCCUGCCCCAAACAACUGACUGGUCAUCUUUUCCUCCCCAACAGUAUCUCUUGACUCUUGGGUUCAAAAACAAAGAAGAUGGGAAAUUUUUGGAAAAAGUAUCAAAUAGGAAGCUGCCAACAUUUACAGAACAUAAAACUCCCUUCGGUCUGCUGACCCGAGAUGACGCCAUCAGACACAUGGAGACCAUGGGGAAGCGCAUCUUGCCAAUACUGGAUUUUAUUAGAAGCACCCAACUGAAUGGGAGUUUCCGGGCGUGCUCAGGUGUGAUGGAGAAGUUGCAAUACGCCAGCCUCCUCAGCCGGCUACAGAGAGUCAAGGAGCAGGCACAGGUGAUUAAUCAAGCCAUGGCAGAGCUGGCAACGAUCCCCUAUCUACAGGACAUCAGUCAACAGGAAGCAGAAAUGCUGCAGUCGGUAAUGGCAGAUGCUAUGGACACCCUUGAAGGAAGAAGAAGCGAUAAAGAACGUGUGUGGAAUACAGUCCAAAAGGUUGGGAGAAUUGAAGAUUUCCUAUACCAAUUAGAGGAUAGUUUCCUAAAAACUAAGAAACUGAGAACUGCUCGAAGACGGAAAACGAAAAUGAAGCGGCUUCAAACCAUGCAGCAGAGCUAGUCACUGGGGAGGCGCUACCUCGGCGAUGGCCCGGAGAAAGAAGCCAGGGCGUCCAGUCAGACAGACAGCCAGAUAACACAGACAAAUCACCACAUGCAAAAGUAGCUCUUCCUGGCUCCUUCUUAGCAAAGACUUGAGGAGUCUCAGCUGUCUGCAAUAAAUGCUCUCAACCUA
Echinops telfairi (small Madagascar hedgehog) is the source of this 2125-nucleotide messenger RNA. It is a transcript of the gene SPATA16, whose product is annotated as spermatogenesis associated 16. Gene Ontology annotation, cellular component: Golgi apparatus. Gene Ontology annotation, molecular function: protein binding. The transcript is spliced from 12 exons. Gene Ontology annotation, biological process: spermatogenesis. The record is from RefSeq and is a predicted model, not a curated record. Lineage: Eukaryota; Metazoa; Chordata; Mammalia; Afrosoricida; Tenrecidae. The coding region runs from base 239 to 1951 and encodes 570 amino acids.